Messenger RNA from Chaetomium fimeti, 417 nucleotides. RefSeq lists its product as uncharacterized. The record is from RefSeq and is a predicted model, not a curated record. The transcript is spliced from 2 exons. The coding region runs from base 1 to 417 and encodes 138 amino acids. NCBI's taxonomy places the organism in Eukaryota, Fungi, Ascomycota, Sordariomycetes, Sordariales, Chaetomiaceae.
AUGGCCGACACAGACUACUUCCCCCUCCCCGCGGACGGCGGAGCUGGGCCUGAAAUCGACGGUAGCACCGCCGGUGCGGCCGGUCCCUCCAGCGGCGGGGUGGUGCUCUCCCAAGGCGCUAUGAUCGCCAUUAUAGUUGUGGUAGUCGUGGUAGCACUCGUUGGCAUCGCCAGUUCAGUCCUCUUCUUCGUCGCCAAGAAACGCGAGUGGACAGUCCGAGAAACGAUCAGGAGGUCGGCAAGGAAGGUGGUCACCGUUCUGACGCCGCGGCGAUCCGAGUUCCCCAAGUCCGUCAAGGAAGGCCGGAGCAGAAUGGACGACGUACCACCAACGCCGAGGAUCAAGCCCGAGUAUUUGGAUUUGGAGAAGGGGCUUGAUAAGCCCAAGAAGAAGCGCGCAAACUUCAGCCGCAAGUGA